CAAGACAUCCAUUCGUCAGUUUUCAGGCGGACAGGACAGCGCAGUUUAGUGUUUUAUUGAGCUGGUUGCCUGUGUACUCAAAAUGAAUAAGGCUCAGGCGACUAAGGAGCAUGUUUUGGCAGUGUCCAGGGACUUCAUAUCCCAACCCCGUCUGACUUACAAGACGGUGUCGGGUGUCAAUGGUCCCCUGGUCAUCCUCGACGAGGUGAAGUUCCCCAAGUUCUCAGAGAUUGUGCAGUUGAGACUUGCCGAUGGAACCCUCCGAUCUGGUCAGGUGCUGGAGGUCAGCGGCUCCAAGGCCGUCGUCCAGGUGUUCGAGGGCACCUCGGGCAUCGACGCCAAGAACACUCUCUGCGAGUUCACCGGCGACAUUCUGCGCACACCUGUCUCCGAGGAUAUGUUGGGUCGCGUGUUCAACGGCUCUGGAAAGCCUAUCGACAAGGGCCCCCCGAUCCUGGCCGAGGACUUCUUGGACAUCCAGGGCCAGCCCAUCAACCCCUGGUCCCGUAUCUACCCUGAGGAGAUGAUCCAGACUGGUAUCUCCGCCAUUGACGUGAUGAACUCCAUCGCCCGUGGACAGAAGAUCCCCAUCUUCUCUGCCGCCGGUCUGCCCCACAACGAAAUCGCCGCCCAGAUCUGUAGACAGGCCGGUCUGGUCAAGCAAACCGGCAAAUCCGUGAUCGAUGAGCACGAAGACAACUUCGCCAUCGUGUUCGCCGCCAUGGGUGUGAACAUGGAGACCGCCCGUUUCUUCAAGCAGGACUUCGAGGAGAACGGCUCCAUGGAGAACGUGUGCCUGUUCUUGAACUUGGCCAACGAUCCCACCAUCGAGAGAAUUAUUACUCCGCGUCUGGCGCUGACUGCUGCUGAGUUCUUGGCCUACCAGUGUGAGAAACACGUGCUGGUCAUCUUGACCGACAUGUCCUCGUACGCCGAGGCGCUGCGUGAGGUGUCGGCGGCCCGAGAGGAGGUGCCCGGCCGACGUGGUUUCCCAGGGUACAUGUACACCGACUUGGCCACGAUCUACGAGCGCGCCGGGCGCGUGGAGGGCCGCAACGGCUCCAUCACGCAGAUCCCCAUCCUCACCAUGCCCAACGACGACAUCACGCAUCCCAUCCCCGACUUGACCGGGUACAUUACCGAGGGACAGAUCUACGUCGACCGCCAGCUCCACAACAGGCAGAUCUACCCGCCAGUGAACGUGCUGCCGUCCCUCUCCCGUCUGAUGAAGUCCGCCAUCGGCGAGGGCAUGACCCGCCGCGACCACUCCGACGUGUCCAACCAGCUGUACGCGUGCUACGCCAUCGGCAAGGACGUGCAGGCCAUGAAGGCCGUGGUGGGCGAGGAGGCGCUGACGCCCGACGACCUGCUCUACCUGGAGUUCCUCACCAAGUUCGAGAAGAACUUCAUCACCCAGGGUAACUACGAGAACCGCACAGUAUUCGAGUCGCUCGACAUCGGCUGGCAGCUGCUCCGCAUCUUCCCCAAGGAGAUGCUGAAGCGCAUCCCCGCCUCCACCCUCGCCGAGUUCUACCCGCGUGACUCGCGCCACUAGGCACGCCGCCCAAGUGACCCGCCAUUUUGAACUUGUCAACUUGUCCAUGGUCAUUAUAAGCGUGGGAGCGCUAAACGUCACUUUGACAGCUAUGAGGCGUUUUUUCGGACGGUUGACCUUUUUACUGUCGUAAAAUGAGGUGAUUUUGAAAAUUCUAAAUUUUUCGGCCUAUAAAGGUGUAUUUACUACCAGAGGUGCUGCAAAUUUGAAGAUUUGAAUUUUCAAAGUUAUCCCAUUUUACGGUAUGUUUAGAAAUGCAUACAAUAAUUACUAUAAAUUAUUUUAACUGAGAUAACGCUAGAUGUCCGUUUUGUUAAGAACAAGUUGAAAUGACGCGUCACGUUAUCUUGUAAGAUAUAUUGUUUACUAGUAAGUUGUUAAUAGUUUAUGUAAUGUGUAUUACUUACGAUCGAAAAACUAUAUCGUGUUGCUGUUCAAAGUUGUCUGUGGUAAGAUAGCUAUAAUGCUAUAUAUGCCGUCUUGUACAUAUUCCGAAGUAGACAUGAUAGUACUUGCAAUAUACUAAAUAUAUUUUGAAUAGACUUCUUUAUUUAUCCUUCGUUGGAGUUUUAACGACAAAUAAUUAAAUAUAAAUUAUGUGCACAAAUAGUGGAAAAAAAAUAUUUAAUGAAAUAUAUUUAAUCGAAAUCAAAUGUUACAAUGCACUUUUGUGAUAUAUUUCUGGCUUCAAAUCUUAUAGCAUUUUGUGAAUGUUUGUAUGUAAAUAUACAACGAUAUCGAGCCUGGGCUAUCACCGCGAACUUUGAAAAGUCGAAGUCUUAUCUAUCACCGUCUCUAUCGCUCUUUAUUGGGGGGACAGAGCUGGAGAUAGGUUUGGAAAGUCGAGAGUUCUCGGUAGACCCCUGUACGUAACCGUGGUUACAUUCCAUUCGCUUGUUGCCAUCGCCGAUGCAAAUUUGGAGUUCAAAUACUGCAAGUGAAUUAGGAUACUGUUGUUUUUUGAAUGGAAAUAAAAGAGUAUAGAAGUUCA
Messenger RNA from Cydia pomonella (codling moth), 2546 nucleotides. RefSeq names its product V-type proton ATPase subunit B (gene Vha55). Bases 83 to 1555 code for a protein of 490 amino acids. The record is from RefSeq and is a predicted model, not a curated record. Gene Ontology annotation, molecular function: proton-transporting ATPase activity, rotational mechanism; ATP binding. NCBI's taxonomy places the organism in Eukaryota, Metazoa, Arthropoda, Insecta, Lepidoptera, Tortricidae. The transcript has 11 exons. Gene Ontology annotation, biological process: ATP metabolic process; proton transmembrane transport. Gene Ontology annotation, cellular component: proton-transporting V-type ATPase, V1 domain.